AGGCCGCCGUGGCCGCUCUCAGGUUCCUCUCUAACAGCGACAACAGCUCGUACCGUACAAAGAUGUCGUUUGCAUGUAAAGACGCUCCGCCUUUGUGGCAUAAUGGGCCGACUCCGGGUGAACUAUAUCAUUUUCCAGGCAGUCAGUACGGAACCGGAGGAUUUCAAAAAUCACAAUCUCCUAUAACUACUGGCACAUCUGUCAUUGGCAUACAGUUUAAAGACGGAGUUGUUAUAGCAGCAGACAUUCUAGGAUCUUAUGGAUCACUUGCCCGUUAUAGGAAUCUGGAGCGUCUUAUGAAAGUUAAUGAUAAUAUAAUUCUUGGUGCGUCUGGGGAUUAUGCAGAUUUUCAGUGCAUUAAAAGCUAUGUGGAAAAAAAAAUUCUAGAGGAACAGUGCUUGGAUGAUGGAUUUAGUUUGAAACCAAAAGCACUGCACUGCUGGCUGACUCGUGUCAUGUAUAACAGACGAUCAAAUUUUGAUCCAUUUUGGAACAAUUUUGUCAUUGCUGGUUUGGAGAAUGGAAAACCAUUUUUGGGAACUGUAGAUAAGCUUGGGACAGCUUAUAAUGAUCCUGUUAUUGCGACUGGAUAUGGUGCCUAUAUGGCGGCACCUAUAUUGAGAAAAGCUUACGAGGAAAAUAGCCAAAUGAAUAAAGAGGAAGCUAUUCAACUGCUGUAUAAAGUAAUGCAAGUUCUUUUUUACAGAGACGCAAGAUCUUUCCCAAAGUAUCAUCUUGGCAUUAUCACGAAAGAAAAAGGGGUCGAAAUACAAGGGCCGCUAACUUUGGACAGCUAUUGGGGACCUGCAAUUCUAUAAAAUUUUUGUUUUCUUAUUUCAAACAAACUUAAUAAAAAAAUCUACAGUAAAGAUCCUUUUUUUUUUAAUUGAAUAAAUUGAAAGAAGUUUUCAAUUAUAUAUCUAUUUGCAUUACAUAUACAAAAUAAGAAAAUAUUGAUUCUGGUAACCAUAUUAAUAAUCUUCAUUCUAAUAGACAUAAAUUUUAUCUUUCAUUUUUACAUAUAAAAACACAAGAUAGUACUUGCAAGACUAAAACGUAUAUGUGCAAAUUAAUUUAUGUAUGCUAAAAAUAAUAUGUAUUUCAUAGGUACUUUUUAUAUAAAAUAGCAAUAAUAUCGAUUGUACACUAAAGUGUUAGCACUUCGCAUCCAGUAUCUGUUAUUAAAAUUGUAUGUUCAACU
Solenopsis invicta (red fire ant) is the source of this 1201-nucleotide messenger RNA. RefSeq names its product proteasome subunit beta type-4 (gene Prosbeta7). The coding region runs from base 63 to 818 and encodes 251 amino acids. The record is from RefSeq and is a predicted model, not a curated record. Lineage: Eukaryota; Metazoa; Arthropoda; Insecta; Hymenoptera; Formicidae. The transcript is spliced from 5 exons. Gene Ontology annotation, cellular component: proteasome core complex.